Linum trigynum is the source of this 543-nucleotide messenger RNA. Lineage: Eukaryota; Viridiplantae; Streptophyta; Magnoliopsida; Malpighiales; Linaceae. The record is from the annotation of a GenBank genome assembly.
AUGACAAAUGAGGUAAUCUGGGUUGCAAAAGCUACGGCCACUUCACUAGUUGCUAAUGGGGGAGGGUCAGGUAAAGGAGAGCGUUCCACUGAAGGAGGUCACUGUCCAAAAGCUUGCUCACAGGCAAGAGGUGAUGAGACUCCUAAGUCAAAUGAAGGGGAUCCAGUUCCAGUAGCUGGCUCGACUGUUGGAGAAAAGGAGGCUUUAGUGGUGCAAGUGAGUGGCUCACCUGUCGAAAGGCAUACUGAAGGAUCUGAUCUAAAGGGUUCAUGCUCUGAAAUUUGUCAUGGAGCUGGCUCACAGGCUAGCAGGAAGGUAGUUACUCAUGUUGGUACUCCCAUAAGUUCUUAUUCUGGGUCUGGUAAGCUGAUUGAUGAGGAUGGAUUCCAGCUGGUUACAAGGAAGGGGAAAGGCAUUAUGUUUGGCACUGCUCUUAAGAUUCCCGCUUCUUCCGUUCAGGCAAGAGUUCCCCUUAAUGCUCAAGGUCAAGCUCUGGUUGACAGGGGCCCUCCUAAAAAGGGGAGGGGCAGAAAGCAUAAAUGA